CAACAUUGUCAAACAUUCUGCCAAUCAUCAUGCGCACGCAAACCUUCAUAACCGCGGCUGUUCUGGCCCUUUUCGGUUACGCCACCGCAGAAAUCAAUAUUGAGCUCUACCCCAACAGCGAGGAUUGUACGGGAGAGAAGAUCGUUUUGACGACUACUGGAUGCCAGGAUGUCGAGAUUCGUGGCAGCGCUAAGGUUAUCAGCGGUGGUACCUGGGCAUAUUCUGGUCGAGGAUGCACCUCACUCCAGACCGGCACAUACCUCCCUGAGCACGGAUGCUUCAUAACCUAUCCCGUAUACUUCAGCUGGAAUCCCGUCAACCGCUUUUUGGCUUGUGUCAAAAGCCGCAAUAUGUACACCGCUGCUUCCCAUUUCCGGACGAUUGGAACUCCUCCCCCAAUUACCCUAUCAGAACCAGUCAUCUACAACCUUCACUGA
This is a messenger RNA of Xylaria bambusicola, 437 nucleotides long. RefSeq lists its product as uncharacterized. The record is from RefSeq and is a predicted model, not a curated record. The transcript is spliced from 2 exons. NCBI's taxonomy places the organism in Eukaryota, Fungi, Ascomycota, Sordariomycetes, Xylariales, Xylariaceae. Bases 30 to 437 code for a protein of 135 amino acids.